Sphenostylis stenocarpa is the source of this 915-nucleotide messenger RNA. The record is from the annotation of a GenBank genome assembly. NCBI's taxonomy places the organism in Eukaryota, Viridiplantae, Streptophyta, Magnoliopsida, Fabales, Fabaceae.
AUGGCUUCAAGCCCUUCUAAUCCACACUCAGGUAGAAUGGAAUCAGAACAAGAAACUGUAAAGGCAAGCUCCACAACUGAAACCCCAACAGGGCAACUCACAUUUCUCAAUAAAGCAGUUACACACAAGCCGAGGUAUUCAUCACUAGAAUGCACUGUACAACAAGUAGAAGAUGUAAAGAUAGUGUUGAAAGUACUACCCAUAUUUGCUUGUACCAUCAUUCUUAACUGUUGCCUAGCUCAGUUGUCAACAUUCUCUGUUGAGCAAGCUGCUUCUAUGAACACAAAGCUUGGUUCUCUAAAGGUGCCACCGUCUUCAUUACCAAUUUUCCCAGUUGUGUUCAUCAUGAUCCUUGCACCAAUUUAUGACCACAUUAUCAUCCCCUACACUAGGAAAGCCACCAAAUCGGAAAUGGGGAUCACUCACCUCCAACGGAUAGGGUUUGGAUUAGUACUCUCUAUAGUUGCCAUGGCAGUGGCUGCUCUUGUUGAAAUCAAAAGGAAAAGGGUGGCUACUCACUCAGGCCUACUUGAUGACCCAACCAAACCACUACCUAUAACAUUCUUGUGGAUUGCUUUUCAGUACUUAUUCCUUGGAUCUGCUGAUCUUUUCACCUUGGCUGGGUUGUUGGAAUAUUUCUUCUCAGAAGCACCAAUAAGGAUGAGAUCAUUGGCCACAUCUCUUUCAUGGGCCUCUUUGGCAAUGGGGUACUACCUAAGUUCAGUUGUUGUGUCUAUAGUAAACAGUGUCACUGGAAAUGGCACCCACAAACCAUGGCUAUCUGGUGCCAACUUUAACCAUUAUCACCUAGAGAAGUUCUAUUGGCUCAUGUGUGUGCUAAGUGGUUUGAACUUCCUACAUUACCUAUACUGGGCCACCAGAUACAAAUAUAGAGGGUCGGGUACUACUAAUUAA